Messenger RNA from Aplosporella prunicola CBS 121167, 1365 nucleotides. RefSeq lists its product as uncharacterized. The record is from RefSeq and is a predicted model, not a curated record. Lineage: Eukaryota; Fungi; Ascomycota; Dothideomycetes; Botryosphaeriales; Aplosporellaceae. Gene Ontology annotation, molecular function: acyltransferase activity, transferring groups other than amino-acyl groups. The transcript is spliced from 2 exons. Gene Ontology annotation, cellular component: membrane. The coding region runs from base 1 to 1365 and encodes 454 amino acids. Gene Ontology annotation, biological process: polysaccharide biosynthetic process.
AUGAUAUCGCCGCAGUCUGAAAAGCCCUCUCAAGCGCACCGCCCAACGGCCUACCUGGACGGGCUCCGCGGCUUUGCGGCCCUUAUCGUCUUCUCCUUCCACACCAUUUGGGCCUACUCCAACUUCGUGGAAUAUGGCUACGGAGAAGGCCCCGCCAACAUGCGCCUUGUGCAGCUGCCGUUUUUGCGCCUCCUCUAUGCUGGCCACGCCAUGGUGCCGCUGUUUUUCGUCAUCGGGGGUUAUGUCAUGGCCAUCAAGCCGCUGAAGCAGCUGCGGGCGCGGCGCGCGGAGCGGGGCGACUUGUGCGCGCAACUGGCCCGCAGCGUUUUCCGCAAAGGCAUGCGCCUGUACCUCCCGGCUAUCGCAUCUAGCUUUCUCGCCAUGCUGUCCCUGCAGGUCGGGUUUUGGGAGCCGCCCCGCCGCAUACUGCGUGAUCCCCGCUACUUCAACUACGCGGAUAUGCAUCCCCCUCGCAUGCCCCAUUUCCGCGCCGAGUUCUGGCGUUGGGCGGCGUCUACGGCGGCUCUCGGUAAUAUCUGGACGUAUGUCAACAAGGGGUUCGUCUUGCCGUACUACGACCUCUAUGACCCGCAUCUCUGGACCCUCCCAUUUGAGAUGCGCGCCACUCUCGUCGUGGCCAUCACGCUGCUCGCGCUAUCCCGCUUCCGGCCCGCGGUCCGCGUCCCUCUCACCUUCACGGUUGGGAUCCUCUGCCUCUCGUUCGACCGCUGGGAAUGCACCCUCUUCAUUGCCGGCGCCCUCCUCGCAGAGCUCGACCUCGCUCUCCCACCCCCCAGCCCCAGUUCCGGCUCUACCCCCUCCCGCUCCGCUACAGCCGUAACAACUACCCUCAUCCUCCUCCCGUCCCUCUACCUCCUCAGCGCGCCAAACCUUCGUAUCGCGCAGACGCCGGGCUACAAGCUCCUCGCGCGCACGCUCGUCCCUGCCUGCGUCUCGGAUCCUAAGCGUGCACUGCAUGGCCUCGGCGCCAUAGGACUAGUUGCCGCGCUCGGACGAUGUCCAGAGCUGCAGAGGCCGUUUGUAACGCGAUUCGCACGCGCGGCAGCCCGUCGCAGCUUCGCGCUGUACAUUCUGCACGGGCCGCUGAUGCACACGCUCGGGUACGGGGUUACGGUGCAGUUGUGGCGGAUGCUAGGCUUUGAGGGCGCGAGCAAAGACGCGUCGGCGUUGUCGUGGUGGCUUGGGACUGGCAGCGCGGAUGACGCGGCCCGCGCGAUGUGGCUGCUGGGGAUUGCGGGUGGGGUGGCGGUGCUGGCGCCUGUGGUGUGUUUCUUCCAUGGUUAUCCUGAGUUAAACGAAGCAUCUCGGAGAAAGCCCUACUUCUGGUCACAAGCUCCGGGGUGA